Messenger RNA from Macadamia integrifolia, 1413 nucleotides. Its product is annotated as prohibitin-1, mitochondrial-like. Gene Ontology annotation, cellular component: mitochondrion; membrane. Lineage: Eukaryota; Viridiplantae; Streptophyta; Magnoliopsida; Proteales; Proteaceae. Bases 370 to 1239 code for a protein of 289 amino acids. Gene Ontology annotation, biological process: mitochondrion organization. The transcript has 6 exons. The record is from RefSeq and is a predicted model, not a curated record.
AAAGGAAAUUUCCCCAAAUCCUAUAUCGUUUUUCAAGGGCCAAGGCAGCAAAUCACGCCCAAAACCCAAAGGAUUCCCAAAACCGAAUUGGGAAUCUGAGGUUUUAGCGGCACGUCUUCUAUUUCUUGCGGAACACCCUACGUCUUCUAUUUCUUUGCGGAGCACCCUCCGACGUUUUCUCUCUCUGCUCUUUCUCUAUUUCCCUUGCAGAGCGUCGCCUCUCCUCUCCUCUCCGUGGUUUGGUGUGCAGAGGAGUCUGGUCUCUCACUCCCUGCUUUCAAGCUUGAAAUCUGCAGAGUUUAAGAGUUCGAAACUCAAACUUAAACCUCUUCCUUAAGAAAUCGAAGAUCCCACUCAGAUUCUAGAAAGAUGAACUUCAAGAAUAUGAAAGUUCCAAAGAUGCCAGGGGGAGGUGGUGCUUCUGCGCUGCUUAAGGUGGGAGUCAUUGGUGGUUUUGGUGUGUUUGCUGCACUUAAUAGCCUCUACACUGUUGAGGGAGGACAUCGGGCUAUUGUCUUCAACCGUCUAGUUGGUGUUAAAGACAAGGUUUAUCCAGAAGGAACACAUCUGAUGAUCCCAUGGUUUGAUAGACCAGUGAUUUUUGAUGUCCGCGCGCUUCCUCGUCCUGUGAUUAGUACUUCGGGAAGCCGUGAUCUCCAAACGGUCACUAUUGGGCUUCGAGUUCUUACGCGACCUGUUCCAGAUCGGUUACCUGAAAUCUACAGAACUCUUGGAGUGGACUAUAAUCAUACAGUCCUGCCUUCCAUAAUUGAUGAAACCUUGAAAGCUGUGGUGGCACAGUACAAUGCCAGCCAGCUUAUCACUCAGAGAGAGGCUGUUAGUAGGGAAAUACGAAAGAUAUUGACAGAAAGGGCAGCCAACUUCAACAUUGCCUUGGAUGAUGUAUCCAUUACUAGCCUUACAUUUGGAAAGGAGUUUACUGCUGCAAUUGAAGCAAAACAGGUUGCGGCACAGGAAGCUGAGAGGGCCAAGUUUGUAGUAGAAAAAGCUGAGCAAGACAAAAAAAGUGCUAUUAUCCGGGCACAGGGUGAAGCUAAGAGUGCCCAACUGAUUGGUCAAGCUAUUGCAAACAAUCCAGCAUUCAUCACCUUAAGGAAAAUUGAAGCUGCCAGAGAAAUAGCACAUACAAUUUCCAAAUCAGCAAACAGGGUUUUCUUGAACUCAGAUGACCUGUUGCUGAACCUUCAGGAGAUGAAAUUGGAAAGUGGAAAGAAAUAAAUGGUCACAUCGUAUUCAGAGAGAUUCUUACAUUUUUUUUUGUCAUCCAGAGUUGGUUCAUUUGGUAGAUUGUAGACAAUCUUCCUUAUAUUGAUUUUUCUUAUCACUAGACUUUAGCAUUGGUUCUUUUGUGGUAUGAAUUAUUUACCUCGAGUAAAAGAAAGGUUUCUCGGA